ACCCUAGUCCCUCCACAACCCAUCCUAGAGAAGCAGAGACACCCCAGAAGCGAUUCAAUGGGUGCUUACACUUAUGUGUCGGAGUUAUGGAGGAAGAAGCAGUCUGAUGUGAUGAGGUUCUUGCAAAGGGUGAGGUGCUGGGAGUACCGCCAGCUUCCCUCCAUUGUCCGUGUUACUAGGCCUACUCGUCCCGACAAAGCACGUCGCUUGGGCUACAAAGCCAAGCAGGGCUAUGUGGUCUACCGUGUUCGUGUGAAACGUGGUGGAAGGAAGAGGCCUGUUCCCAAAGGUAUUGUGUAUGGUAAGCCCACCAACCAAGGUGUUACCCAAUUGAAGUUCCAGCGCAGCAAGCGCUCUGUUGCUGAGGAGCGUGCUGGUAGGAAGUUGGGCGGCCUUAAGGUUCUCAAUUCAUACUGGAUUAAUGAGGAUUCUACCUACAAGUACUUUGAGGUGAUCCUGGUUGACCAAGCCCAUGCUGCCAUCCGUAAUGAUCCAAGGAUUAACUGGAUAUGCAACCCAGUGCAUAAGCACAGAGAACUUCGUGGUCUCACUUCAGCUGGUAAGAAAUACAGGGGUCUCCGAGGAAAGGGACACCUGCACCACAAAGCACGUCCUUCAAGAAGAGCAACCUGGAAGAGGAACCAGACUCUCUCUCUCCGCCGCUACCGUUAAUCUGCUUUGUAGUUUUGAGCCAUUGUUGUUCCCCAGUUUUGUCUUUAGUGUUGUAACCCUUUUAGUCUUGCAAGUCCUGCUCACUUUGCAGAGCAACUGAGUUUGUUUUGAGCAAACUUUAAUUCUGGAUAAUCUGAUACAUGAAUACUAUAUCAAGGAAUUAUUUCGGUAUAUGUAGUUGGCAGUAGAAGUUCUUGGGUCUGAUGGGUGAAGUUUGCAAAGGGAAGAAAUCUUAAAUAGUCGUUUGGAUUAUUCUGUUAUCUUCUUCGAGUUUUCUCCAGCCUUUGGCAGUGGAUGGAGUUCCAAUAUAUAAGUAUCUUAUGUCUUUUCUA
Nicotiana attenuata is the source of this 1004-nucleotide messenger RNA. RefSeq names its product 60S ribosomal protein L15. Lineage: Eukaryota; Viridiplantae; Streptophyta; Magnoliopsida; Solanales; Solanaceae. Gene Ontology annotation, molecular function: structural constituent of ribosome; RNA binding. Bases 58 to 672 code for a protein of 204 amino acids. The record is from RefSeq and is a predicted model, not a curated record. Gene Ontology annotation, cellular component: ribosome; cytosolic large ribosomal subunit. The transcript is spliced from 4 exons. Gene Ontology annotation, biological process: cytoplasmic translation.